GGGUUAUAUUUUGUUCUGUUCCCACCCAAAACUGAUGAGAUUUCUUCAGAAGACAUGAUAUUGAAAUCACUAGAGUCUUAUGAACCCUAUUCACACCUGGUAUUAAGAUUCAUUUCGGGUGAUCAAAGUGGUCAGUGCUAAACACAGGUCUAAACGGGGUCUAAAACAUUUGUGAUCUGAUCACAAAAACAACUAACAAAGAUGGUCAAAAAUGCAUGUGACCACAUCGGAUUUUAGAUGUAAACACUAAUCCGCCCUGUGUGUGUCCCGGACAGCAGUGAAGCACCACUCCUCACCUGUCAAUCAACCGCUGUGCUAAUACAAAAGUUUAAACUUUGCCGGUUACGAGCGGCUUCAAAAGGAAAUGACCAUUUCUAAAAACAGCUACAUACACUAGCACCAGAACAUGAUGGAUCUUCUUCAGUGUGUCUGAAACCGUGCUGGUGCUAGCCUUUUGGGGACCCUAAACAAAACUCUGUGUGGGGGGCCCCGUCAGUAUGUUCAUAACACUACUUAUAAAGUCUUUUUUGACUGAUGUAUGUCAUCAUGAAAUCAGAGAUCCCCCUCCAAAUCCGAACACAAGUGGUCACAGGGGAUGCAUUUAAGCAACCAGGUGUAAACAGCCAUGUGACUUACCUGACCACAUGUGAUCAGAUCACUCAAGACACAUCUUAAUACCAGGUGUAAACGGGGUCAUGGAUUACUUUUAUGCUUCAAAGUUUUGGCCUCCAUUCACUUGCAUUGUAUGGACCUACAGAGCUAAGAUAUUCUGAAGUUCUUUGUGUUCAGUCAUAUAUCUGGGAUGGCAUGAGGGGGAGUAAAUGAUGAGAAAAUUUACAUUUUGGGGUGAACUAACCCUUUAAAAACGCGUCUCGGGACACGCGUUAUGUACAAUUCGUGGCGCUGCGUCUAGCUUUUUGUUUAGCGCAAAUUAGGAUCUUAUAAAACAUUUAAGUAGCAAGAACCAAUGCUGCACUAUUAACACAAAAACAGCUGAGGUCCAGCUUCCCCAACAUGACAUACCAUUUGUUAAACACCAGAUGUCAGCAAAGAAAUGGCUACACUAGCCUACUGACAACGUAGUGGACAAGUCAGUGAUAAGAAAAAAUAAGACUUUAGGAGAGUCUGUGACGACACAUAUGCUGUCUGGCGUCUAAAAUGGACGGAAUAUGUGAAUAACUGUCUCAUUUUCUUUAUAAGUGUUGAAAUGUCCAUAUUAUGUGUGGUGCAGAACUGAACGAGUCCCACAUGAAACACAAGCGGAGGAUGUUGCAGACCGCUCCACCCCUCCCCACCGAGCCUGUGUCGAGACCCGCUCCAUCAGAAAUCGUUCGUGCUCCGUCAAAUAAAUAAAUAAAAACAUCCGGCCUCUUCUGAACACACCCAACCCUCAGACGGAACACACCUGGGGAGAGGACUUAAAAGGGAACGUGAGGAUUUAAUUCGACUUGACACGUUUCAGCAGUGAACACUCAUGUUUCAACGGGCUGCGGUGUAUGGAAAUAUUGGGAUGACUUGUGCGGGUUGGAAAAUAGUCACGGAGGACGAAAUAUUUGCAUGCCCUUGUUCACAGCAGUACUGCUCGUCGACUAAACUCAUCAAGAAACCUUUAUGGCGAAUGUAGAGAGAAUGCUGAGGAACUGUACUCUCUUAACACGGCCAGUCAACGACUGAAACACAAAUACGGGCGUAAAACCCAACCUGCUCCUGCAAGAUCGUGCUGUAAUUUUAUGUUGAACGGGACUGUCAGAGUUUUUGAAGGUUUACGGGACUGUUGUUCCUAAUUUGCGGUCAUGCCGCAGGCAUCAUCUGAUCUCUUCCCUACUUGAGGGGAUUGAGGAUUACUGGAGUUUUCCCACAAAAAUAGAUACAUAGGGUAAUGGAGAUUUGACCUAAUUGGGCUGGGAUGCUAGUUGUUGCAUAGUUUACAUAAUAUACACAUUAUUUUAUUAUACAACUAAAUACGCAUCCGGAACCGAUAGUUUCUAAAAGUAAGCUAAACAAUGUGCGUGACAUGCGUCAGGCGCGAGUGAUGUAAAAUGUAAAUGUUGGACGCUAAUUCUCCAGGAAAUUGAGUGAGCACUUUGUUACAGAUUUUGUUAGCAAAUUCAGACGUUUACUAAAAUUUCGCACAGUGCAAGUGUUUAUUAAUUUAUUUCAUAAAUGCAUAUUCAUCUAGAUGUAAGUUUAUUGUCUGUAUCAGCUGUGAGAUGACAGGUGUAAGGUGAGCACAUAAUUGUCGCGAAAUUACACUUUCAGGGGCCGUUCGCCCUGAACGCGCUUUCGCAUCCUUUCGCGCUGUUUUACAUUGUUUUACUAUAUAAACAAGCACUAGAAGAACGUCUUUAGCGUUGCUUUGCGUCAGAGUCACGCGCAGGAGCGCCGCGUUUUCAGACACCGUGUCAAGUUCAAAAGAACGUCAAUUGUUAAAACACGUCAGGAGACACCUGCGAUCUGUUAUAUACCUUUAGCUGUGCAGAGCUUUACGGUCCGAACGCCCACAACGUAAACACAGUUUGUCACAAGCAAACUUUACAGGAGCGAUAACGCGUCAACACAAAUGUAAUCUCAUAUGCAACGUAAAAGACUUCAAAAAGUUGUCUCCGUUUGCUGUUCUUAUUAAUGUGAACGCAUUUUGAAAGUAUGCCCAGUCGGGAGGCUCUUUGAGCUUCUAUAACCAAAUAUGGGAGCGAAGCAGACGAAGGCCGCGGGACAGGAGGCUGGAGCGAGUCCUCCGAGCGCAGGAUGGAAACGGACACCCACGAAAGAGCGGGGCGACAUCCUCACCUCGUUAAUGUUGAAGUCAGGGGAUAAACUGAGGAGCAGCGGGGCUCCUCCACCUUACCAGCGACGCAUCGGGAUGAUACAAGAGAUGAUGCUGAUGGCAAAGCAGGGGAAACACGACGAGGCGACAGAGAUCCUGAAAACUCUCCGGCAGGAUCUGGGAAUGGAGUCAACCUCUCUGGACGAUGUUCUGUACCGAUAUGCCAGUUUCCGCAACCUGGUGGAUCCCAUUACGCAUGACCUCAUAAUUAGCCUGGCCAAAUAUGUUCAAUGCCCAAAGACGGAGGGGGACGCUCUGGGUGCCAUGGAGAAGGUGUGCCGUCAGCUGACCUACCACCUGAGCCCACACUCACAGUGGAGACGGCAGGGGCUACUGAAGAGGAAGCCGCAGGCCUGUCUGAAAUCUGUUCUUUCAGGCCCUCCAUCCAGUGGGACAUUAGACCUCUCUGGCAUCCCUCUUGGCGUAAAAGACAUGGAACGACUCUGUGCCUAUCUGCAUCACCAAGCAUCCCACAUUUGUAGCAUGGAGUUGGGCUUUACUGAGCUCACAGACGAUGCCUUCCUUCUGCUCCUCCCUACACUGACGUCCCUUCCCCGCCUCGAGACUCUGGCCCUCAAUGGCAACAGACUGACCCGUGCGGUGCUCAGAGAGCUCACAGACACGCUGAAGGACCCAGACAGCUUUCCCAGCAUCACUUGGAUUGACCUGGGGAACAACGUGGACAUCUUCUCCCUCCCACAGUCUUUCCUGGUGAGCCUGCGCAAACGUUGUCCCAAAAAGGGCAACCUACCCACCAUCCUUGAGUUUGGAGAGAGCCAGGCCAGUGAGCCAGAGGGCCGAAUGGAUGAGGACGAUGCAGAUGAUACGAACAGGACAGAGAGCCUGGGAGAGCUCAGGUCUGAGGUGGAGGAAGAGACUGAUGGUGAGAUGGAGAUCGAAGACAUGAUGGAGGAGUUGCUAGACUUUGACAGGGAGGUGCAGGGUAAGGACGAGGACGACAGUAUGUGGACCUUGGAGGAGCAAAGGUUGGUGAAAGAUCCAACCAUUAAACGGAGCAGAGAGAAGAAACCAUCUAAAGCAGAGGGCGAAGAGGACUUACAUAGUCAAUCUUCCAACCUGUCUUGCUCCAGCCAGUCUCAGCACUCUUCUGGGGCCAUUGAGCCAUUGAGAGAGGACUCUGUCCCAGACCAGUUAGCAGGUCAUUCAGACAACCCUACCUGAUCAAAUCCACUGUCUAAUUUGAUUAGACAUUGCAACCUUUAGGCCCUUUAGGAAAAAGAGAAAGGAAGCACCUGCCAGGCUGUCGAACAUUCUCAGUUUGGUGCCAAAACUGAGAGAGGAAUGUUCAUGUAGUCAUGAAAUUCAACAGGAUUCAUAGGGUUGACAAUCACUGAAACUAAAAUGUAUGCGUAAUUGAAUAAGAUAUCACAGUUGUGUUGCUAUUGUUAAUGACUGUCUAUUGUUGCAAAGGAAGAACAUGAAAUGUACACAACUACAAGAAUAUACACAGAUUACAUAUUAUUUAUUAGAUACUAUUUCAAACUCUGCUUUAAGUUUUGUAGUCAGGGUUUCCCCCUCACUUUCAUAACCAUAAACCUCUGCCUAUGUGCCUGUUCACCACCCGGCUGGAGAGGCGUGUGUGUAGGCGUGCAUUUUGGUGUUUUUCAUUGCUUGCGAGAGACAGAUUUGUGCAGGAAAUCAAAAACUCAUCAGUGGAUUGGGCACCUCCAGAUCUUAUAUUAAACUAUGUGUCCAUUUAUGCCUCUAACUGUUGCAAGCACCAUGUUCUCUCCAGCAGUAGCAAAUCUACAUUUUAUUCAGUACUGUCCAAUGAAUAUGCAUGUCCCAAGUGUCAGAUGGAUGGGACACAGAUGAGAUUAUAUUAAGUGCCCCUGAUUUUAACAGUGGAAAACCAAAACCUCUUGUCACAGUAUUGCCCCAAAAAUAAUUUCUUUGUGUGAUAAAGAGCAGUGCUUUAAAAGGGACUGAAGCCAAAGAGAAAAGACUGCCUCCACAUAUCAAGGUGUCGUAUAAAAUGCUGAUAGUCUGUUGUUCUGCUUGACAUGAAUAUUGAAGAGAAUGCUUGAUGUGGAUUUUGAUGAGUUGGUUUUUCAGCUCUGUUCUUUAACAUAGAUCUUUAAAUCACUAAAAUGGCAUUAAUGUUGGAUUUUAAUUAUGCAUUGAUAAUUAAAGAUUAAGAUAUUUCAUAAUAUAAACGUCUAGUGCCUAAAUAUCUAAAUACAAUUGCAUUAGUCAAAAGUAGUUCUAAUAAGCCUGUAUGUAAUUUCAGUAAAUGUAUAAAAGUUUAAAUGACAAUGCAUAUUGAUUAGAUAGUAUUUGUCAAGGUAGAAAACAAAUAUUUAAUUUCAGUAUAUAAAUCCUAAUUGAGAAUUGUCCUCAACUUUUUCCAUUUAUACUAUACUUUGUAUAAUAUCUUUUGAUCUUACAUGCAAAAUGUUCCUCAGUGUUUUUCUAAAGGUGAAUUCAGCUCCCUUCUUUAAAUGAUGGUUUAUAACAUGGGUAUGAAUUACUUUUCAUAAUUGAGGGAAGACUCUUGUAGUGAAGUUAACCAACCUACUUUGGAUAUCAGAGAUGGUCAUGACAUCAUUUUGUUUCCUUUGUUUUUUAGAGCCAGUUGUGUUCCUAUGGUCGCCAGGUAGCCUCAAAGUAUCCUGCUCUGUUUCAAAGUCAUAACUUUUAGAUCGCCAAUAUAGAAAGGAAAAUAACUGUAUUGAAAAUUGCUCUUAAGAACUGUGAGCAGUAAAAAAAAAAGUAGCCUACAAUUUGCUUUUUGUCAGUAUUUCUGUCCUGUAUUCCUAUGGUUAAUGAAGCGAGGAGGAUCCACAAUUCAACUGUUUUCAAUUUCCGGUCUCCGGUGUUUUCACUCGCAUCGGUGUAUAUUCUUAGCGGGUAAUGUAAUGUUUAAGGUAUUACAUUUGUAAAAUGGUUCAAAAUACAUGCUGAUACUUCACAGAGUCGAGAUGACCGUUUUGUUAUAGACAGUGCCUCACCUGAGUGUGUAGAUGACAUGAAGAGAUGAUCCGAGGUGAGUUACAUUGAUAUAAUUAAUUAUUCUGAGCUGUUAUGACAGCUAACAAUGGCACAAUUUGAGCCUGAAAUUAAUUUUUACUCCAAGUAACACUUAAGUGGUUGUUCUCCUCUGGAUCUUUCCUUUUGGCAGUUUUUACUUGUGGUCUGGAGACAAGAAAUGCAAAACAGGCCAUUAGAAUCAUCAUGGCGCCGUCCAGUGGUUGCUCAGGAAUACUGGAUAUGUGAAUAUCAUCACUGUAAACACAGUGUAUUGACUGUUGGCAACAAAACCAAUAAACCUUUAAC
Molecule: messenger RNA, 6121 nt
Organism: Myxocyprinus asiaticus (Chinese sucker)
Lineage: Eukaryota; Metazoa; Chordata; Actinopteri; Cypriniformes; Catostomidae
Product: leucine-rich repeat-containing protein 75A-like
Exons: 4
Coding region: 2684-4006 (440 amino acids)
Source: RefSeq, a predicted model, not a curated record